AUGGCGUACACGCGUCCCGAGGUCGUGGAGGAGGAGGAAGCUUCCACGAUAGAGCUACUGGGCGACUCGGUCAUCCCGGUAGUUAAUAAACUGCAGGACAUAUUUUCGCAGCUUGGAUCCUCCAGCGCGAUCGACUUACCGCAAGUAGCCGUUGUGGGGAGUCAGAGCAGCGGGAAAUCCAGCGUGCUCGAGUCGCUCGUGGGAAAGGACUUUCUGCCACGUGGAUCUGACGUGGUCACGCGCCGGCCGCUGGUGCUGCAGCUGGUGCAGGUGCCGAAGCGCGCGGACGGCAAGGCGGAGGAAUGGGGGGAGUUUCUGCACCUGCCGGGGAAGAGAUUCACGGAUUUUUCCGCGAUUCGAGACGAGAUUCAGCUGGAGACGGAGAGGGAGGUGGGGAUAAACAAGGGCAUAACGGAGAAGCAGAUUCGGCUCAAGAUCUUCUCCCCCCACGUGCUCACAAUCACCCUCGUGGACCUGCCCGGCAUCACCAAGGUGCCCGUCGGCGACCAGCCCUCCGACAUCGAGGCGCGCGUGCGAUCCAUGAUCCUGGCUUACAUCAAGCACGAGACGUGCAUCAUUCUGGCGGUCACGCCCGCGAAUGCCGAUUUGGCUAACUCGGAUGCGCUGCAAGUGGCGCGCAUGGCUGAUCCUGAUGGGCAUCGAACAAUUGGAGUCAUCACCAAGCUUGACAUCAUGGAUCGGGGCACAGAUGCAUGCAACCUGCUGCUGGGGAAUGUGAUUCCGCUGCGCCUGGGCUAUGUGGGCGUCAUCAACCGCAGCCAGGAGGACAUCAACGCAAAGAAGAGUGUCAAAGAUGCUCUCACCUACGAAGAGGCCUUUUUCCGAAGCAGACCGGUUUACCAUGGCUUGGCGGAUCGGUGUGGGAUUCCGCAGCUUGCUAAGAAGCUCAACUCGAUUCUAGUGCAGCACAUUCGCCUGCUGCUGCCAGAUCUCAAGGCGCGGAUCAACGCUCAGAUGGUGGCGGUGCACAAGGAGCUUGUGGGGUACGGGGAGGCGGCAGAGCGGGCCACCAUGGGAGUUCUUUUGCUGAACAUUCUCACCAAGUACUCUCAAUCCUUCGUGACGAUAGUGGAUGGCAAGAACCAGGGCAUGUCCACAGCAGAGCUGGCGGGAGGAGCUCGAAUCCACUACAUCUUCCAAAGCAUCUUUGUCAAAUGCAUCGACGAGGUGGACCCCUGUGAGGACCUUUCAGACGAGGACAUUCGCACAGCCAUUCAGAACGCCACGGGAACGAAGAAUGCGCUUUUCGUACCGGACGUGCCCUUUGAGGUGCUGGUAAGGCGGCAGAUAUCGCGUCUGCUUGACCCCUCGCUUCAAUGCGCGCGCUUCGUCUACGACGAGCUAGUCAAGAUCGCUCAUCGCUGUGAGUCGUACCAGCUGGCCCGCUUCCCUGUAUUGAGGCGCAAGGUGGAGGAGACGGUGGGGAGCUUUCUCAGGGAGGGGCUCACUCCUGCUGAGACCAUGAUUCGGCACCUCAUUGACAUGGAGAUGGAUUACAUCAAUACGUCGCAUCCAAGCUUCAUUGGGGGCAGCAGAGCCGUUGAGAUUAUCCUGCAGCAAUUGAGGGAAGGGAAGGGCAGUGAGGGAGGAGGGCAAGGAGCAGCAGGGGUUGGCGCUGCUGGUGGUGCACUCACAGCAGCGGCAGCAGGAGGGGGGUCCCCGUCAACUGCUGCAGUGGCGUCGGUGGCAGCAGCAGCGAAGCAGAGGGUGAUGCUGAUGAGGAAGGAGGGAGCGGGGCAGGGUCAGGGAGGGCAAGAGCAGCAGCAGCAACAGGGGGGCAAGCAGGCAGCCACUGCAAAUGGCACAGUUGCAGACAAGCAAGGGUCCUCGUGGGGUAUCUCGUCCAUCUUCGGCGGGCAGGAGAGGAACCGAGGAGGAAACGUCUCGUCUGCCACAGCGCUCACGCCCUUCCCACUCGCUUCGCCUGAACCCAUGUCUGCCCCUGGUGGUUCUGCGCCCAACGAGCCUGCAUCCACUAUCCUUCUCAGAGAGCCGCCCUCUAUUCUGCGAGCGAGCGAACAGCGGUCAGCAGAGGAGGGCGUGGAGAUCGGGGUAACCCGCCUGCUUCUAAAGUCAUACUACGACAUUGUGAGGAAGAACAUUCAAGAUGCCGUGCCCAAGGCCAUCAUGCACUUCCUGGUUAACCAUGUGAAGAGGGAGCUACACAGCGUGUUCAUCCAACAACUGUACAGGGAGGCACUAUUCGAGGAGAUGCUGCAGGAGAGGGAGGACAUUGCAUCGAAGAGGCAGCGGUGCAAAGACAUCUAUGCAGUGCUGCAGCAGGCCGCAUGGACACUGGACGAGCUUCCCUUGGACCCAGACGCCCCCUCUCGCCCCGCCUCCUCUGCUCUCGAUGCCACAGGCCUCCCCCCAUCCUCCGGCCUCCUCCCACCUUCUCCUGGCUACCCCUCCCCCGCCCCCUCGUUGCCCUACCGCCCUGCACUCGCCUCUGCUGCUGCUGCUGCUGGUGGUGGUACUUCGUAUGGCUACGGGCAUGGACGGGGAUCGAGCAGCAGAGAAGGGGGGAUGGGGCGCAUCCCUUAUGGCACGCCAAGCAGUCAGGUGUGCUUUCCCUUUACCCCCAAAAAUAUAAAAUGA
Molecule: messenger RNA, 2619 nt
Organism: Closterium sp. Naga37s-1
Lineage: Eukaryota; Viridiplantae; Streptophyta; Zygnematophyceae; Desmidiales; Closteriaceae
Source: the annotation of a GenBank genome assembly